AUCGGGAUCGGGAUCGGGACCGGGACCGGGACCGGGGAGCAGGGGAGGGAAUCGGGUGCCCCCGGCACAGGGAGGGCCGGUUCCCCCGCUGGCCGCCAGCAGCAGCUCCCCGGUCUGUGUUGCCGCAGCUCUGAGCGCAGCAGAUCCGCAGCUGCUCGAACUCCCCGGAGCCUCGAACGGCCCAGGCGGGAAUAAACCCUGGGAAUACGGGGGUGUCAGAGCUCGUGAGACAGAAAUGAAAGUUUCAGCCCAGCUGAUGUGCGCCCACCCGAUCCCGGGGCGAGCUGGCCCUGGGUUUGGUGUCAGAGCAGGCCGAGCUGCCCUGCUGCCCUGCAGGUGGAUCAGGAGCAGCCUGAGCCAUGGCUGUGGCGCUGCGCUGCCUCCGCCCUGUGCCGGCCCUGCUGCUCCGUCCCGCCCUUGCCGCGGGCAGGGGGCUGCCCCCGGCUCCCCGGCGCUGCCCGGCCCCGCUCCUGCAGGGCUGCGGGCAGUGUGUCCAGCAGAUGCUGCUGAGCAGGCAGCUGGCUACCAAAAAAGCUAAAGGUAAAGGGCAGAGUCAAGCCAAAGUGAAUAUCAGCGCUGCCCUAGUUGAGGAUAUUAUCAAUUUGGAGGAAACCAGUGAAGAUAUGCAGGCAGUCAUAGAAGCUCUCAAAGAAGAUUUCAGCAGAAAUCUCAAUAUUAGAACCUCACCAGGGGCCCUGGAUCACAUAACUGUGGUGACAAAGGAUGGGAGGUUUCCGCUGAACCAGCUGGGGCAGAUCUCACAGAAGUCACCGCAGCUCAUGAUAGUGAACAUGACCAAUUUUCCAGAGAGCACAGCUGCAGCUGCCAAGGCAAUAAGGGAGAGUGGCAUGAACCUGAGCCCGGAGGUGGACGGGGCGGUGAUCCGGGUGCCAGUUCCCAAGGUCACGAGAGAGCACAGGGAGAAUCUGGCCAAGCUGGCCAAGCAGUCCACCAACAAGUCCAAAGAGGCCCUGAGAAAGGUGAGAAGCAAAAGCAUCACCCAAGUAAAGAAGUUCAAGAACAAGGUGUCAGAGGAUACCAUCUGGCUGCUAGAAAAGCAGAUCCAGCAAAUGGCAGACGAGGCUGCCACAGAGAUGGACAAGCUGCUGGCAGCAAAGACCAAGGAGCUGCUUGGAUGAGCACCAUGCCCGUGGGCACCCUCCCCCUGGGGCAGGAAUGGACUGGCACCCAGCCCUGCCCGGAGGCAGCAGCCUCAGGGAUGGGCAGGGGCAGCCCUGUGCCUUGGCUGCCCCCAUUGCCUGCCUUGGGGUGCUGAAGAGAGGGGGGAGCUCUCCUUGCUGUCCUUUAUCCGGGUGGGAACAGAAUUUGAUGAACUGAGAUCAAAAAUAAAGUAUCAGGAAGGAGGA
Messenger RNA from Prinia subflava (tawny-flanked prinia), 1367 nucleotides. RefSeq names its product mitochondrial ribosome recycling factor (gene MRRF). Gene Ontology annotation, biological process: translation. Lineage: Eukaryota; Metazoa; Chordata; Aves; Passeriformes; Cisticolidae. The transcript has 7 exons. Gene Ontology annotation, cellular component: mitochondrion. The record is from RefSeq and is a predicted model, not a curated record. Bases 360 to 1139 code for a protein of 259 amino acids. Gene Ontology annotation, molecular function: ribosomal large subunit binding.